Molecule: messenger RNA, 4000 nt
Organism: Leguminivora glycinivorella
Lineage: Eukaryota; Metazoa; Arthropoda; Insecta; Lepidoptera; Tortricidae
Product: thrombospondin type-1 domain-containing protein 7A-like
Biological process (GO): cell adhesion
Cellular component (GO): extracellular matrix
Source: RefSeq, a predicted model, not a curated record
CCGAGUCGCGCGCUCGUCGCGUCAGUGUUUCCACAUUACUGUGUUUAGGCUAUGUGUACUGACUAAGAAGAAUAUCAGAUAGCAUGAUGCGGGCGUGGCUGGUGGUGGCGCUUCUGGCCGCCGUCAGCGCCGACGAGGCUCAGGACCCUGAGGGCCUCAUGGAUGUGGCUGCAGAAACGGCCAGCGCUGAUUACUCCGUGUACGUGGGGCGAUGGACGGAGUGCUCCCCUCUGGGGGAGGGGGAACAUGCCACCAGGUCUUUACUAAGGUUCAACGUGCACGCGGAGGCAGACUCCCUGGUGCACUCUCCGAGGCUGGGGCUGCAGCGGCGGCAGGUGCAGUGCCGGAAGAAGGAUGGCCAGUUCGUCGAGAACAUGUAUUGCGGUUCAGCGCUAGCUCGCGUCGGGACGUCCCGCGUCUGUAUCUUACGAGAAGACUGCUCCCUGGCUGAAUGGAUGCCGUGGCGGCCGCGUACUGACGGCGCGCUAGUGCGGACGAGGCGCGUCCGGAGGUUACCACACGGCAAUGGCAAAGAAUGCGACGUGGUGGAAGAGGUCCGGCCAGCAGCUCUGGAGGCGACGGCCCACUGGACUCCUGGACCGUGGGGCGACUGCAGAGUGGCCGUCGAAAUGACUGCUACUCCUAAACCUGCCAACGACGAUGACAACGACGAAGCAGACGACGACGCGAUAUACGACGAUGAUGAAGCUGAUGACAUUGACGAUCGCGACUCCACUCCCGCGAGUUGUGGCGGUGGGGUACAACGACGAGAGGCCACGUGUGUGAGGGCUGACGGGAGGGCGUUACACCCUGUGCAAUGUGCCCAUGCACCGAUGCCGACGCUUGUGCAGCCCUGCGAGGUCCCUUGCCCGCGUGACUGCGAAGUGGGAGAGUGGAGCGAAUGGGAAGCCUGCCAACCGACUGACAAGUGCCCCUUGAAUCCCGUGCAACAGCUCACCAGCAGUGGCUACAGUGUCCGCCGUCGCCGAGUAACCGCAGCCGCAUCCGGCGGCGGAGCGCCCUGCCCGCCUCUAGAAGAGAAGAGAACUUGCGCCGCGCCGCGCUGCGCAGCGUGGAAGCCCCUGCCGUGGGGAUCCUGCGUGCUGAAUCAACCGCACACGACUUGUGGCCCUGGCAGGAGGAGUCGGGAACUCAGAUGCGUUGGACAUAAUGGGAAGGAGGCCCCUCGCGCGUGGUGUAGCGACACGGGCGCGCCGGCGCGCACCGAGCGCUGCCGCAUCGCGUGCGCCGGCGACUGCGUGGUCUCCGCCUGGGGCGCCUGGGGCCCGUGCAGCGCUUCCUGUGCUGCUGCUGCUAGACCCCCACCUAAGGACAGGACGCGUCAUAUACUGGCGCAUGCCUCACCUGAUGGCUGGCCCUGUCCGUCCGAAGACCAGUUAGUCCAGCAUGAAACCUGCAACACUCACGCCUGCGCCACAUACUCCUGGCUGGCGACACCCUGGGGGCCCUGCGAGCGCCGUCAGGACUACAUGCCUAUCUCCAACUACACUGAUCUGCUGGAUGGAGAAACGUUUAACGAUAGCGACGACGAAGAGCCUUGCGUUGAGGAGGGAGAGAUGACGAGAGACGUGAUGUGCGUGCAGAACAACGCGGACGUCGUCCGUGAGGCGCUAUGUGCUCCGCUCCGCCGUCCAGCAUCGCACCGCGCGUGCACGGUGCGGUGCCGCCGCGGCUGCCGCGUUGAGGCCUGGAUGCCGUGGUCUUCAUGCCCCAAUACUUGUGAUCCCGGCAAGCAGAUCCGCGUGCGCGUAGUCCACGGCGGGCCGAGCUGCGGGCCCGCGCAGGAGUCGCGCGCGUGUCCCGUGGCGCGCUCGUGUCGCGCGCGCGACGCCUCCUGGGUCGCCGGCGAGUGGAGCACGUGCCGCCUCCCGCCUGGCGAGAGAGCUGGCAUCGGGCAUAGAGUCAGAAGCAUUUGGUGCGGCUCCGCUUCUCACCGCGUGAACGCGGGCGCGUGCGCCGGUCAGCUGGUGCCGCAGAGCGUCGCGGCUUGUCGCGUGCCGUACGACACCGUCGUCGCCACUGUCACCUGCGACCACGUCUGCGCCGAGCCACUGAAAUAUUUGGACGCGUCUGACCCAGACAUUCCCACUUGCACCUGCAAGAAUGUGUCUCUGGAACUCCUGCCUACGGACUCUGACUGCAUUCUUCCACCAGGCACUGAAUGUGGAGAAGGGAGAGCCCUAAGAGCUGCGCGCUGCAUGUUCGGCGGACGAGACGUGCCCAUGGACGUUUGCAAGAAGUUCCACCCUCUUACUGGUCCGAGCCGAGUUCGCGAAGCUUCUACCGACGGUUACACGUACGACGAAGAGUUCCCGUCGCUCCUGCGCGGGGCGUGCAGCGUGCGGUGCGCGCGCGACUGCGGCGCCGGCGCGUGGGGCGAGUGGGGGCCCUGCGCCGCCGAGGCCGGCUCCCGGGCCGCCUUCCGGUAUCGGACCAGGGAAGUUUUAGAGGAAGGCUCGGCGGGCGGUCGUGAAUGUGGUGCGACAUUACAACGAGCGACGUGUGUCGUAUCGGAGCCGCGAUGGGUUCUUGGCGAGUGGUCAGUCUGCGCCCCGCAUCGCGUACUCUGCGGCCGGGCUAUCAUCAACCGAACUGUCGCAUGUGAAGACGGCGAAGGCAACGUGCUGGAAGAUCCCGCAUGCGAAGCGGCCGGCGCAGGCGGUGCGCCGUCACGAGAUGCGACUUGCCGCGCUCCCUGCCCUGGCGACUGUGUUGUCAGCGCCUGGUCCGACUGGAGCCCUUGCGAGCAGACUAAAUGGGGUGGCCGUCGCGACAGAACACGCGUGGUACUUCGUCCAGCGGCGGAAGGCGGGGCUGUGUGCCCGCCUCUCGUCAGCGCUGAGCCCUGCUCCCCGCACUCCUACUCCUGGCACGUGGCGCCCUGGGAUGAUUGCCAGCCGCUAGGUGGUUCACCGUGUGGCGAGGGAACGAAGAGACGAUCCGUCCGCUGCCUGCGAAGUGAUGGCGUAUUUGUCAACGAUACUUUCUGUCCCAACACGACGUCAACGGAAGCGAGCGAGUCUUGGUGCUACGUGCCGUGCGGUGUGGACUGCGAGCUAAGCGAGUGGAGCGCGUGGGACACCUCCGCCUGCUCGUGUGGAGACGCCUCAUCCGCCAGACACAUGCGGCGAAUCAGGCAGCGACUGACAUCAGCAGUGUGGCCCGGCCGUGCGUGCCCGCCGACUGAGCAGCGCGCGCCGUGCCCGCGCGAGCCGUGUCUACGUCUGCUGGCACGACCCGUGCUCGGCUGCCACGUGCAGACAUCAUCAGGUCAAGAGGCAGACGGUGCGUGUGGCUGGGGCGUGAAGAUCUCCCGCGUGCGCUGCGAGCUGGCAACAGCGGGCGACGACGGCUCCGAGGCGUUCCUGGAGCCCUGGCGCUGCGCCCCCGCGCUGCCCGGCCGCAUCGUGGCCCCGCCACUGCACUACCAGGAGGAGUCAUGCGAAGUGGAAUGCGGCUGCAAGGAGUCGGAGAGCGGGCAGCCGGGCCCGUGGGGCGCGUGGGGCCCGUGCCGCGGCGGCGCGCGCAGCCGCUCGCGCCAGCUGCUCGUGCCGCCGAGGGACGCGUGCCGCACGCCCGCCAGAUACGUGACAAUCGAGUGGGCAAACUGUACUGUGGGCGAAGAGACAGAUCUGCUGGUAUACGAGCCUCGCGACGAGACCCCGCGUCGUGCCUGGCUCGACACAGACUACCACGACGGUUAUAUCGAGGGAAGCAGUUCUUUGCUGGCCGUGGUGUGGACCGCCACCAUCGUGCUCAGUGUGUACGGCGCGUUCAUGCUGUACCGCGGACUGAUCAGAUGUCUUCGCAGCCGAAAGCUGAAGACCAUCACCAAAGUGUAAGCCAACGAGGACUCACUCUGAGACUCGUCACCCUGAGCGCAAGCCAGGCCCCUCACUCAGGACCUCAGGUCCUUUUUGUUGUCUGUUUACCUCUUAAGUUACCGUGUCUGUUAAAUGUUAAGUUUACUUUUCGCUUA